Molecule: messenger RNA, 2149 nt
Organism: Blepharisma stoltei
Lineage: Eukaryota; Ciliophora; Heterotrichea; Heterotrichida; Blepharismidae
Source: the annotation of a GenBank genome assembly
AUGGGAAUUAGAGAGGACUAUAAAAAGUGGCCUAUUAGAAGGCAGCUUCAAACUACUUUUAUUACAACAGCUUUGAUUAUUGUUGGGGUACUGAUCACUAUAACCCAAUUCCAAUUAGAUUGAUUACGAGACAAAAUGACGGACAAAUCUGACUCAGUCACACAAGACGCUUUGAAUAAUCAUAUAAGCAUUUUAGGACAAGAAAUGGCUUCUUAUGUGCAAACGGAGUUUGCAGGCUACAUUAAAUUUAUAUCAAUUUUUAAAGAUUUAGAGUUACUUAUAUUGGGCCACAAUCAAUACUCAUCUCCACCUAUUGUCCCAAGCUCUCCUGUAUGGCAUGAUAAUAUUCCUUCAUCAAUAGAAGUAUUAGAGGACGGGAUAUAUGUAACUUACAAUACAGGCGUUUUUUAUUCCAGAUAUGCCUCUUCAUUAAGCACAGAUGGCGAAACUUUAGUAGCUAUGGAUGCGGCAAUGGACAAGCUUUACCCUAAAAUGUUUAUGGAAAUGUUUGAUUCUAUAUAUGCUGGAUUUGAGACUGACGAAAUUCUUCAUUUUUACCCUGGGUAUAAAUUCAAUGUAACAGAUUAUUCACCUUUGACGCGAGAAUGGUAUUAUAAAGCCCAUGAUAAUUCAAGCUGAGCAGCCAUUACCCAGCCUUAUCAAGAUGCAGGUUCUCUUAAAUGGAUGUUCACGAUUUCUCAAGCAAUUGUCAUUGAUAAUGCAGUUUAUGGUGUCGUGGCUGCUGAUAUUUUAACACAAAUAAAAUGGCGACGAUACCGACCCGUCCUCUCCCGGAACUGUGGCGAAAUUGGGGACCUUGCUGCGGCCUGAAGCCAAUACGCCCAGGGAAAGGUCUGGAAUGGGUACUGGUAGUUUGUGUCCGGCUAGGUUUCCCUCCCAGUCCAGCAACGACGAUCUUAGGGUCGUCCCGAUAGGACACGGGGCAAAAAGGGUUUUUCCUCUAGGGACCGCUAGUGCCAAUUUGGAGGGCAUUGCAGGAGCCGACAAGAGCUAAGGAGUUAAUCCUUAGCUCUAACCCUAGUCUGGCGACGUGAAGCACGGUGACUCAGUUCGCCUACUUCCGGGACAGCAUGACCAAGCCCCAUGACCGGAAGGAGCUGAGUGGUAGCCUGUGGCACUUAGGUGCACACUGGGAGCAGGGCAAGGAAAGCAAGCGAGGCGUCCAAAAGGCGGAAGAAAAGGACCUUCGGUCCUGGCCGGGAGCCACUCUAUAAAUUUAACUAAGACUAAGACUAAGGCUGCUGAUAUUUUAUUAUUUUUUAUUUUUAUUUUAAUAGUUAUUUUUUCUAUAUAAAUAAAUUAAAUAUUUUUAUUAUAAAAAAGGAUAUUAACUACAAUUACUGAAAAAAUAAAUAGUGUAGUGAUCCUUGACAGCGGAUUUUUGCUAUUAGUUUCUAAUGAAGGACUUGUAAUUAGCAAGCCUGCCUCUUGGAAAAAUAUGGGAGACCCUUUAAGAAUUUAUGAGGAAUCCAAAACAGGGAUUUCAGAAACUCAAUGAAAUUCUUUUAUAGAAGGAAGUUCAACAGAUAUCCAAAAAUUCACAGACAUUAAUGGCACUGAGUACCAUAUGACGGUAUCCAAAGUCACUCCAUAUGAAAAUCUAUCAAAUAUCACCCACUAUCUCUGUACUUGUGUAAAGCAAAAAGAAGCUUAUAAACCUAUAUCAGACAUGAAAGACAACUUUAGAGAUACUUAUGAUGCUAUUUUUUGGGUCAUAGUUGCUAUUGCGAUUGUUACAUUUGUGAUCACGCUCGUUUUGAUUUAUUUUGCUACUAAAAACCUUAGUAGAGAUCUUAAAGAAUUUGAGCUACUUUUUUUGAAAAUCGUAAAUAGAGGACUUUUCCCAGAUAUGACCAAAAAAAUCAGCUUGGAAAGAAUUCAAAAAGCAAGGGAUUUUAUGCCAACUCUGGUGGAUGGGUGUGAAAAAUAUAUAGAUAAUUUAAAAAAUAAGGAAGAAGAAUUUUCGUUUUUUGAGUGGGGAGAUACAAGGCCAUGUGAUAGAUUUUUAUAUGAAAAUUGAUGUAACAAGAUUUAUCCUUUUAAUCUUUAUAAUAGCAAAGAAAUGAGCUGGAGAUUUAUUAUCCCGAAAUUGGAAAUUAUAUCAAAUUCGUUUAAUUUAUUCAAGUAA